Molecule: messenger RNA, 1421 nt
Organism: Nematostella vectensis (starlet sea anemone)
Lineage: Eukaryota; Metazoa; Cnidaria; Anthozoa; Actiniaria; Edwardsiidae
Product: actin, cytoplasmic 1
Exons: 3
Coding region: 112-1239 (375 amino acids)
Source: RefSeq, a predicted model, not a curated record
GACGAUUGUAUGGUUAUAAAUUCACCUGCCGUAUGUGUGUGCGGCACCGUCCAGCCUCGUGAAAGAACUCCACGUCUCAACUUCAACGUUUGAAAACCUUUCUUGCUCAAAAUGGAUGACGAUGUUGCAGCUCUCGUUAUCGACAAUGGCUCUGGUAUGUGCAAGGCCGGUUUCGCCGGAGACGAUGCUCCCCGAGCAGUUUUCCCCUCCAUCGUCGGCCGACCUCGCCACCAAGGCGUUAUGGUCGGUAUGGGUCAGAAAGACUCCUAUGUCGGAGACGAGGCCCAGAGCAAGAGAGGUAUUCUCACUCUGAAGUACCCCAUCGAACACGGAAUAGUCACAAAUUGGGACGAUAUGGAGAAGAUCUGGCAUCAUACAUUCUACAACGAGCUUCGUGUUGCCCCCGAAGAGCACCCCGUUCUCCUAACGGAGGCUCCCCUCAACCCUAAGGCCAACAGAGAAAAGAUGACACAGAUCAUGUUCGAGACCUUCAACAGCCCCGCCAUGUACGUCGCUAUCCAGGCCGUACUCUCCCUGUACGCUUCUGGUCGUACCACCGGUAUUGUGAUGGACUCUGGUGAUGGUGUCACCCACACCGUGCCCAUCUACGAAGGUUAUGCUUUGCCCCACGCCAUCAUCCGUCUUGAUUUGGCUGGCCGUGACCUGACAGACUACUUGAUGAAGAUCCUGACCGAGCGUGGCUACUCUUUCACCACCACCGCUGAGCGUGAGAUUGUCCGUGACAUCAAGGAGAAGCUCUGCUAUGUUGCUCUUGACUUUGAGCAGGAAAUGCAAACAGCAGCAUCCAGCUCUAGCCUUGAGAAGAGCUACGAGUUGCCUGAUGGACAGGUCAUCACCAUUGGCAACGAGCGAUUCAGGUGCCCCGAAGCCAUGUUUCAGCCCUCCUUCCUGGGUAUGGAAUCCGCUGGUAUCCAUGAGACCACCUACAACUCCAUCAUGAAGUGUGACGUCGAUAUCCGUAAGGACCUGUACGCCAACACUGUCCUGUCCGGUGGAACAACAAUGUACCCAGGUAUCGCCGACCGCAUGCAGAAAGAGAUUUCUGCCCUCGCUCCCCCAACCAUGAAGAUCAAGAUCAUCGCUCCACCAGAGAGGAAAUACUCAGUCUGGAUCGGAGGCUCCAUCCUCGCUUCUCUGUCCACCUUCCAACAGAUGUGGAUCUCCAAACAGGAAUACGACGAAUCUGGUCCGGCAAUUGUUCACAGGAAGUGCUUCUAAGCGCAAAAAAGUCCACAAUCAAAUUCGCUGCUGCAUCUAUGUAUUUUUGAAGUCCAACAACUAUGAAGAAUUUGUAAGAUGAAUAUUUUAUUACUCGCUGGACUCCCUCAAAGGAGGUGUUGAUAUGAAGGUUGUUUGUACGAUUCCAGCUAUUUAUACUAUUAAAAUAAAUAUGAAUGAAA